Coregonus clupeaformis (lake whitefish) is the source of this 402-nucleotide messenger RNA. RefSeq names its product disintegrin and metalloproteinase domain-containing protein 12-like. Gene Ontology annotation, biological process: proteolysis. The annotation marks the transcript as partial. Lineage: Eukaryota; Metazoa; Chordata; Actinopteri; Salmoniformes; Salmonidae. The record is from RefSeq and is a predicted model, not a curated record. Gene Ontology annotation, molecular function: metalloendopeptidase activity. The transcript has 5 exons.
AUGGCGAUGCACAGGAGACAUGCCCAGAGCACCACCAAGUAUGUGGAGCUUAUCAUCGUAGCGGACAACAGAGAGUUCCAGAAACAAGGGAAGGAUGUGGAGAAGGUCAAACAGAGGCUGGCUGAGAUCGCCAAUUAUGUGGACAAGUUCUACCGUGCCCUGAACAUCCGUGUAGCUCUGGUGGGGUUGGAGGUGUGGAGCGACCAGGAUAGGUGUCCUAUCACCCAGGAUCCAUUCACCACCCUGCAUGAGUUCCUAGACUGGAGGAAACUCAAACUGCUGCCCAACAGGCCUCACGAUAAUGCACAGCUAGUCAGCGGGGUGUACUUCCAGGGUACCACCAUCGGCAUGGCGCCCAUCAUGAGCAUGUGCACAGCAGAGCAGUCUGGGGGCAUCGUCAUG